CAAUGGCCUCAUCGCCACCAAUACCAGACACGACAACAGAAACAGAAGCAACACUAGCAUCCGAUGAAUCUCUACAGACAGAUAUGCCCAUGACAAUGGCCGCAUCAGUGGUGCUAGAUCACCUACCUCGAGACGCUCACACCGCACUCUCAAAAGCGGGAUUGCUUGACAAGGAGANNAAAUUUCCAUUCUAUUCGAAUGACGAACUAACAGAGCGAGCAGUAAUGCUACACUUUCGCCCUGGGCCCUCCACCCCACCUCUCCGCGGCGGUCAAAAAUACAAAAUGUCCUCGUCUCUACACUUUGAUGCCGUUGUCAAAUUCUUGAGAAAGAGAUUGUCGCUUCAACCGCAUGAGAGCGUGUUUUGCUAUGUUAAUCAGGUGUUUGCGCCGGGAUUGGAUGAAGGGGUGGGGAAUUUGUGGAGGUGUUUUAGGACGGGGGAGGAGUUGGUGGUUAGUUAUUGUGUUGCGCAGAGUUUUGGU
Messenger RNA from Aureobasidium uvarum, 482 nucleotides. NCBI's taxonomy places the organism in Eukaryota, Fungi, Ascomycota, Dothideomycetes, Dothideales, Saccotheciaceae. The record is from the annotation of a GenBank genome assembly.